Molecule: messenger RNA, 1667 nt
Organism: Drosophila arizonae
Lineage: Eukaryota; Metazoa; Arthropoda; Insecta; Diptera; Drosophilidae
Biological process (GO): regulation of cytokinesis; negative regulation of centriole elongation; centrosome duplication
Cellular component (GO): centriole
Source: RefSeq, a predicted model, not a curated record
UCAGUUGUCAAAUUUUGUUUUCAGCUUACGUUCAGUUAUUCGUUGGGCAAAUUCACAAAAGUCAAGCAAACAUAUUCUGGCUAGGUAAUUGGCAAUCGAACUGACCUGCAAUGGAUUACAUCAUGGAAAUGGCCGAGGCGGUUGCUCAGCAAUCGAAGCAGGAGGAGGAAGAAGGCAGUCGCUUCAAGUCCGUCUUCACCAUCAACGGCAAGUCCAUUCUGCCGCCCCUGAUGACGCCUGAGCGUCGCCUGGAGAUGCAGCAGCUGCGUCGGGCUGCCAUGGCCAUAGAGGAGCGCGGAAGAGCCGGACGCCAGACGGCAAUGUCGCCCAGUGGAGCCACGGGGCAGGUGCAGCAGCCCAGGCGCGCAGCAGUCGCGGAUGCCGGCACCAACACCGAGUCGGAAUCGGAGCUGGUGCCGCAGCCGCUGACUGUCGUCGGCCGCAUCAAGCAGCAGCUGCAGCAGUCGGAGACGCUGAUCUACGACAACAAAUGCAAUGCCAUCAUCAAGUUCGUCAAGUCCAGCAAAAUGCCGGCCAGGCAGCAUAUUGUGCGCGAGGAGUACUUGGAGAUCCGGGCACAGCAGGCAGUGCUCAGAGAGCCGGACUUAGUCUGCGGCGUCGUGUUGAGCUCCACACUGGAAGCGGCUGAGCCCAUGCCCAGCCAGCCAGUGCCAAGCCUUACAGGCAGCCCUCCGCAACAGCAGGAGCUGGCAGCGAGCGGCUCGAGUCCCAGCCCAGUGCAGAUGAGUCCCAAAGGCAGCCCGCCACAUAAAAUUCAGACCAUGCGGCAGCUGCUGGGCAUCGCGCAGAGGCUGAACUUGUCGAUUAACAAGCGGGAACGGGACUUGCUGCAGCGCGCCAUCACGAGUCCUGCGCUGCGCUCGCGAGCUGAGACUGCGACGUCCGGUCGCGGCAGCAGCACGGCUCGAGGUGAGCGACUGCAUCCGCAGCUGUGGAAACGAUGUCACUCCUCUGCGCUUGGCCAGGAAUACGAAGCGCAGCAGAGGAAGGCUGCAAAGAUACAGGUGAAGCAGCAGCACUCGACACCGGAGCAGCGGAACAGCAAGGCCAGCAAGUCCGCGCUGCCCAAGCGGACGAACAGCAGCAAGCGGACGCCGCGCGGCCGCAGCACUGUGAGCUACGCGGCGCACGCCUCCUCGCACGCCAAUGCCGUGCAGCGGGGCGGCAGCGACAGCAGCACGCGGAUCAGCAGCACGCAACGUCGGCUCAGCUACGAUCCGCGUGCCACGCUCAAGCGAGCCGCCCCGCGGAAGGUCGAGUCGAGCAGCAGCUGCGGCACGCUGCCCACGUCCAAGACGUCGCCGUCGAGCAGCAGCAGCGUCAGUCAGGCGCGGGCAGYGCCCAGUGCCGAGUGCAGCACAUCGGAGCUGAUCAGGCGCAGGCUGCUGGACGAGAUGGAGCAGCAGCAGCGGCAGCGCUUCCAACAGUUGGUCUCGCAGCAGGCCGAGGAGCAGCAGCGUCUGCAGGCYGAGUUCCAGGUGCAGCAGCAGCAGCUGAUGGACCAGAUGAUCUGUGACAUGAGCACGCUCACCUACGACAAGGACGGGCAGUCCGACCAGGCCAACUCGGAGUCCAGUUCGAUCAGCUCCCUGCCGCAGAGUCGCCUCGAUCUCGAGCUAGACGAAGCAGACUCGGCCGACGUCUAG